CCUGGGUGUCACCACCAACCCGCUCCGGCCGGAAACUGGCGCUUGUUUCCGGCCGGACAGCCGAAACCCACCGAUCCUGAACCAGCCGCCGGAGCCGGAGUGGCGACGGGGUGUGGAGCGGGCAAAAAGCCGCUGGGGGAGGCCAGUCCCGAUCAGUCCCUUCUGGCUCCAGCUCCAGAUUCUGUGCGGAGCAACAGCUGCGGUCGCAGUCUCCACCGCCGCCUCCGCCUCCGCCUCCAUCGCCGUCGGGGGAGGGGCCGGCCGGACCCCGGGGUCACUGCCGAGGAAUGAGGAGAGGCGGCCGGGCCCCGCGCUCCGCCCCGGCCUAGGGCCUUGCCCCGGGAGCCUCGAGGGCUGAAUACCCGACCGCUCUCAUUUCCACUAUUGACCCAGCUUGCCUCAGGGCACCUCCCUGACAAAGUGGCCAGUUACUAUGUACUUAGAGAUUGCAAGCGAAUGCAAAUAUUAGCUCAUACUAGGAAUAAUUAAGAAGGUAGAGGCCUGAAAAUUGAUCUUUGUUCUACCUACAUCCAGCUGCCUGAAGGUGCUUAAUGAUCACAUGACCCUGGACAUGGAUGCUGUCCUGUCGGAUUUUGUCCGUUCCACAGGAGCAGAGCCAGGGCUGGCACGAGAUCUCCUUGAAGGAAAGAAUUGGGAUGUGAGUGCUGCCCUCAGUGAUUUUGAACAGCUACGUCAAGUCCAUGCUGGGAACCUACCUCCAUCCUUUAGUGAAGGAAGUGGUGGCUCCAGGACCCCAGAAAAAGGGCUUUCUGACAGAGAGCCUACUCGCCCUCCCCGACCCAUCCUACAACGGCAGGAUGACAUCGUUCAAGAAAAACGCCUGUCUAGGGGCAUCUCCCACGCCAGCUCCAGCAUUGUUUCCCUGGCCCGGUCCCAUGUCUCCUCCAAUGGUGGGGGUGGGGGGAGCAAUGAGCACCCCCUGGAAAUGCCCAUCUGUGCCUUCCAGCUUCCAGAUCUUACUGUGUAUAAUGAAGACUUCCGCAGCUUCAUAGAGAGAGAUCUCAUUGAGCAGUCCAUGCUGGUUGCCUUGGAACAGGCAGGGCGAUUGAACUGGUGGGUGAGUGUGGAUCCCACCUGUCAGAGGCUGCUUCCUUUGGCAACAACUGGAGAUGGGAACUGCCUCUUGCAUGCAGCCUCCCUUGGGAUGUGGGGUUUCCAUGAUCGGGACUUGAUGCUGCGAAAAGCUUUGUAUGCACUGAUGGAGAAGGGAGUUGAGAAGGAAGCGUUGAAAAGGCGCUGGAGGUGGCAGCAGACACAGCAGAAUAAAGAGUCGGGGCUGGUAUAUACAGAGGAUGAAUGGCAGAAGGAGUGGAAUGAACUCAUCAAGCUUGCCUCCAGUGAACCCCGAAUGCAUCUCGGUACCAAUGGAGCCAACUGUGGUGGGGUGGAGAGUUCUGAGGAGCCUGUAUAUGAAAGCCUUGAAGAGUUUCACGUCUUUGUCCUGGCUCAUGUGCUUAGAAGGCCCAUAGUCGUCGUGGCAGACACCAUGCUGAGGGACUCUGGAGGGGAAGCGUUUGCCCCUAUUCCUUUCGGAGGAAUCUAUCUGCCCUUGGAGGUCCCAGCCAGCCAGUGUCACCGCUCCCCUCUGGUGCUCGCCUAUGAUCAGGCCCACUUUUCUGCACUCGUGUCCAUGGAGCAGAAGGAGAAUACCAAGGAACAAGCUGUGAUCCCGCUUACAGAUUCAGAGUAUAAGCUGCUGCCUCUGCACUUUGCUGUGGACCCUGGAAAGGGCUGGGAGUGGGGCAAAGAUGACAGUGACAAUGUCCGAUUGGCCAGUGUAAUUCUGUCUCUAGAGGUCAAAUUACAUCUGCUACAUAGCUACAUGAAUGUGAAGUGGAUCCCACUGUCCCCUGAUGCACAGGCUCCUCUGGCCCAGCCUGAGUCCCCCACCGCCUCAGCGGGAGAUGAGCCCCGGUCCACUCCUGAGUCUGGAGACUCAGAUAAGGAGUCAGUUGGCAGCAGCUCCACCAGCAAUGAGGGCGGCCGGCGAAAGGAGAAGUCAAAGCGAGAUCGGGAGAAGGACAAGAAGAGAGCAGACUCUGUGGCUAACAAACUGGGCAGCUUUGGCAAAACCUUGGGCAGCAAGCUCAAAAAGAACAUGGGGGGCCUGAUGCAUGGCAAGGGUUCGAAACCUGGAGGGGUGGGGACAGGGUCAGGGGGAAGCAGUGGCACUGAGACACUGGAGAAGAAGAAGAAAAACGCACUGAAGAGCUGGAAGGGUGGCAAGGAGGAGGCAGCUGGGGAUGGGCCUGUGUCUGAGAAGCCCCCAGCUGAGUCUGUUGGUAACGGAGGGAGCAAGUAUAGCCAGGAGGUGAUGCAGAGCCUAAGCAUUCUGAGGACUGCCAUGCAAGGGGAGGGGAAGUUUAUUUUUGUUGGAACCCUGAAGAUGGGUCACCGUCACCAGUAUCAGGAGGAGAUGAUCCAGCGCUACCUUUCUGAUGCUGAGGAGAGAUUCCUGGCAGAACAGAAGCAGAAAGAGGCAGAGAGGAAGAUCAUGAAUGGAGGAAUAGGGGGUGGCCCUCCUCCAGCCAAAAAGCCAGAGCCAGAUGCUGGGGAGGAGCAGCUGACUGGCCCCCCAGCAGAGUCCAAGGCAAUGGCAUUUUCUACUGGCUACCCUGGGGGCUUUACUAUCCCUCGGCCUUCUGGGGGUGGAGUCCACUGCCAGGAACCCCGGAGGCAGUUGGCAGGGGGUCCAUGUGUCGGAGGCCUACCACCAUAUGCCACCUUCCCCAGACAGUGCCCUCCUGGGCGACCCUACCCCCACCAGGACAGCAUCUCUUCUCUGGAGCCAGGCAGUCAGUCUAAGGAUGGAGUUCACAGGGGUGCAUUGUUACCACCCUCCUACCGAGUGGCUGAUUCCUAUAGCAAUGGCUACAGAGAACCCCCUGAGCCAGAUGGAUGGGCUGGAGGUCUCCGGGGGCUUCCCCCCACCCAGACCAAAUGCAAACAACCGAACUGCAGCUUCUAUGGACACCCCGAGACAAACAACUUCUGUUCCUGUUGUUACAGGGAAGAACUGAGGCGGAGGGAGCGGGAGCCGGGUGGGGAGCUCCUGGUGCACAGGUUCUGAGCAGCUGGAGCACUGAAGGGCAAGGGGGCUAAACAAAGUUAAGCUCAACUAAUUGGCUCAUCAAGAACAGUCCCCAUACUGAUGGGGCAAAUGCAGUAAUGUCUGUGGGAGCCUGGCUGGAAACUUUUAAGUAUGUGCGCACAGGAGUGCUGCCGGGCUGGCAGGAGCAGGUUGGGGCUGGAUGGCGCCUCAAGGGCUGCACUAUUUCUCUGCAGAGCUUGACUUUAUGGGACUGAGGUACAAGGGGGAAAGAUGGCGAUUCUGUCUUAUAACCUCCUGGGUCCCAUCCAAGGACCUAAGAGAAAGUAGUAUGAGAAGGUUUGGUGUGUGGGGGUGGGAGGUGGGCAGAAGUCUUGGGGAGAAAUGGGCAAAGGAAGUUCUCAGUAAAUAAAAAAUAGACCAAAGUUCUUUAGGUUGGGGAAAGCACAUGGCGGUGGAGUGGGAAGUGUGGAGGGGAAGCGGGAAAUUGGACACAUUUGCUAUUGAUUUGAAUUAAGGUAGAAAUUAGGGUUGGAUAAAUUCUUCCCCUUGAAGGAUCUGGAAAGACAAGGCAGUAAUGUGUGCACAUGGGUGCCUGUUAGGAGGUGGGGGUAGUUUAAAUCCAUUGGUUGAGAUGGGAAAGGGAGGAACUUAAAAGGGAAAUCCUUUUCCUCUUAAGCUUUAUUUCCUUCCAGUCGUGUCAUCUGUUACAGUUUGAGAAGAGAUUGCUGAUUACCCCCCAUCUUCCUCAUCUAAAUCUUUAAUUGUAUUUUUUAAGCUCCCUAUGGGAAAGGGAAGAGUGUGGUGAGAAGAGUAGUCGUGUGUUGCAUUUUCUCCAGGUGAAUUGGGGCAGAGGUGAUCUAUUUCUUAACCAUAGCAAUAACCAUACAUUGGGGUUUGAGCACACCUUGGGAGGGGUGGGAGAACAGACAUUUUAGCCAGAUUGUUUCAAACAAAACCAAAAACCUAAAUAGAGCACUACCAUCCUCUGUGGCUGCUGCAUUUCUGUAGAAAGAAUUUAUUUUAUUGACUUUUUUUUUUUUUAAGGAAAAGAAACAAAAAGACCCCAACAAGCAAAAACAUUUUAAAAAAAGAUUUUUUUCUCCUACUUAAGUGGUUCCUUCUCCUUUUUCUCUACUUUUGGAGAAUGAACUUUAACAUCCCGGCUUCUUUUGUUAAGCCAUAGCUGACCUUAAUCUGUGGUUAGUUUAUUAAAAUAAAAAAUACUUUGUAAGAAGAGAUAUUUUUGAUAUUAGGACUGAUGUUGAAAUAUGGGGUGGGGAUUAGGGGCAAUUUAUAAAAAGGUAGUUAGAGAAAUAUAUUUUAGUGAACUAUAACCACAGAGCACAGAUAACUCCCAAUGAGCUGAUCUGUCUUUAGAUUUCUCCCUCUCCUUGACCCAUCCCUGUUCUCCAGGGGCUGGGAGUGGGGAUGUGGACACAGUAGGGGGAGCUCCUUUGCAUUUUGCACAAAGCACAAGUCUGGACAGCCUAUGCUCUGGCCAGAGCCAUUUCUAAGAGCUUUAAACCGGAAGACCCAUCCUGGGCCUAGUUUCCUUUUUCUUUAUAUUUUUUUCCGGGAAAAAAAAGUCAACUAUGCAAUUGUAUACACUCCCGGGUGCAUGUGAGGAAGGGGAAUAAGUGUACUUGUUAACGGGCUGUUUUUCUGUGUUUGGAUUUCUCUUUUGAGGUAUGUACUUGGAACUCAUCCCAUGGAAUGUAAUCCCCACAUCUGAUCUAAAGCAGUUGCACGUGCAUGAGUGCGUGCGUGCGUGCAUCUUCCUUCUUGGUAGCCAGUCAAGACUGUCCUGGUUGGGAAUGCUCACGGUUUAGAAAGGUUCUUUUCUCUUCAGCAAUCUCAGAAGUCACCUAUUUAAUUUCCUAUAGCUAUUAAUUCUUAGGUUUUUCUUUGAAAACAGGUUUGUUUUAAGGAAGCGGUGAGAUUCCAAGGGAAGGGAUAUGUAUAUGGGCAGGUCUGGAACCUGGUGUGAGAUGAGCACUCCCCAAAGGUGCAAAAUGUAAGGGGCCACCAUAAACCUCAUUCAGCAACAUACUUAAAAAAAUGCAGUAUUUUAAAAAAUUUAUGUUGAAUAAAAUAGUGAAAUCUUACAGGAUCUGACAGGACUGGGAUUAGGAGGAGGGAAGUGAGGCUGAAUUGAGGAUGAAUCCUCUUUAUUUAAAUAUUUGAUACAUUCUCCAUCAUAGUUUUUUUACAUUAAUUUUGAUUUUUUUUCCCCUGUGGAUAUUUAAGAUAAAGUGAUGAAUUAAUUUUGACUUUUUAAAAAUGUUGCAUUAAAGUAGUAUUCAUCUUGGUUAUUGGGUUUUUUGGCACUCUUGAAAUUUUGUGCCCAAGGUGACUGCCUUGCUCACCUCACCCUAGUUACGUCCCUAUUUCUGUGAUUUGAACAACACUAGUGAGAACACUGUGUGCGCCUCCACCCCCAUCACACACCAAACAACAGGGGGCUCAAACACCCUGAAUCUGCCCAACCCACCUCGCUUUCCUAAUUUAGGCCUUCAUACCAUAGGAUGCUGGCCUGGACCAACAGAAAUUCAAACAGACCAGGGGUUUUCCCAGAGAAUAAAGCCAGAAAAGUUUUGAUUCUCCGCUGGACUGCUGUGUUUGGAUUUGAUCUCUUAUUAGAUUCUAGUUAAUACUUUUGUUUUUAAAAACCGAGGACAAAUGAACAAAAACAAAACCUUGUAUCAUGUUUGUUUUUGUUUCUAUUUAUAAAUAGCCAAUCCCAAUUCCUUUUGCCGCCUUUUCAAAUAAAAGAUGGAAAUCUUGAAGGGUGGUCUAGGGAUUACUACGGUAAAAUGGGGCUUUAGGCCUCAUAGCUUUUUAUUAAGAAAUAAAUUAUUUUUUAUUUGGGAAGGUAACUAUUUAUUGAAGCAUUGAAAAACCUCUCCAUUCUAAGGAUGAAAGACCCUGAGACAAUGGAUAUAUGUUUGUAGGAGAUAGCGAAGUCUGUUUUGCUUCAUUAUUUGGGGAAAGGGCUCAGUGGGAUGUUGGGGAGGUGAAGGAAUAAUGCCUGGGAAAUUAAUGUAGACUCGGCUUGGUUUGUGGUAUUUGGGGAAGAGGAGGGAAUAGAAGAGGCAAGCCCAUGCCUUUACUGGACUGGGGAGAAGAAAAGAAGGGGCAUGUGACAUGCACUCAAAAUGGGCAGAAAAGUCCUUAGUUACAGAGCAGUAUGUGACUGAAGAGAGAAGGCAGACCCUUUAACCGUAGGUGAGGGAUGAUAGCAUCUCUCAGACUUAAAUUUAAGUGCACUUAUUUCCUUUCAUCCAGGGCAACUGGGGUACCUGCUGAAGUUUUUAAUGGAGGAAGCUUUUUCAGGGUUCUUGUUUUUCUCCUUUUGAUGUUAGUGCUACUCCCUCCCUGCCACACUCUGCCCCGUCUCCAAUGGAGUAAGUAUUACUGUAGGAUAGGCCUCCACAUCUCCCUUAACCUAUGCUGCGUUUAUUGAAAGUUACUAGAUUUAACCAGAAGUUUUUCCCCCAUACUGGUUUUUAUCAACAAAAUAAAAAGUUACAUCAAAAGAUUUUUUAAAGAUUCAGUCUUUUUAAGGAGCGGGGAUGGUGUUAAGCUCAGUGCUGUAGAGGGCCUUGGAAGGAAAGUACCUUCCCUCUGUGAGCUCAGUUGUUUUUUUCCUCAAGCAAAACUAAAGCCCACAGACAAGAAUUGGCAGUGACUUUGUGUUAUAUAUCUGGGGGGUGAUACUGAGCCCGCAAGAAUGAAGCUGGAUUUGAAUGUGUUCUGAGAACCUAGUUUUGGCCAUUCUUACUCCUUCUAGUCAUGUGUCCAAAGUUCCAGUCAGGUUUUUCUUUCUCAGUAAAGCAGUACUUUAAGAGAUGAUUAUCCUCGAAUUACUCAGACACCCCUGGACUCUGUGUCUUUUUUUUUUUGGAGACAGAGUCUUGCUCAGCCGCCCAGGCUGGAGUGCAGUGGUGUAAUCUUGGCUCAUUGCAUCCAUCGUCUCCUGGGUUCAAGCGAUUCUCCUGUUUCUGCCUCCUGAGUAGCUGGGAUUACAGGCACCUGCCAUCAUGCCUGGCUAAUAUUUGUAUUUUAAUAGAGAUGGUGUUUCACUAUGUUGGCCAGGUGGUCUUGAACUCCUGGCCUCAGGUGAUCCACCUGCCUAGGCCUCCCAAAGUGCCAGGGUUACAGGUAUGAGCCACCUCAUCUGGCCUCUGUCUUUCUCCAAUGAGUGAGUGCCCCAGACAUACAGCCACAAGUGAGAAGAAGACAGACUUAAAAACACCUUCCCAGCCUGGAAUCACCUGCACUCCAGAUUUGUCUAAUACCCUUCUUUCCCACCAGGCCUUUCAACUGUAGAUUUGGAUGAGUCAUGUAGGCAUUCUGUCUCUCUCACUUUGCAGACAUCCAGUCUGCAAAUCACGGGAUGUUUUGCCCCUGUAUGUCAAUUGGGUAACAAAGUAUUAUAAUGUCCCCACAUAGACUUUCUCCGUGCCACCUUCUGCAUUGGCCAUGUGGGUAAGGGGUGGUAGAAAAGAGCAACGGAAGCUGGCUGGCAGUAGUUAAGAGGAGUGGGGGUGGGAAGGACCUUGGCCUCUUUCUGUGCUUAUAACUGGAUAUAUGACUCAUCUUGUGAGUCAUUCAACUCCACCUCCCUCCUCCUGCUGCCCCUCCCAGCAGCCUUCACUCCUGGCACAAACCUGCAGCCAGACCAAGAUUCUGAAAAUGGAAAAAUCUGAUACAGUCCCUUGCCUUUCCACCCUCCCUCCCCUUUAUCUAGUACUUCUACUGGGGAUGUGUGGGGUGGUGAGAGGAGUCUUAACCCUCAGCUCCUGCCCAUUCCAUUCCUGAUUAGGUGUUGAUCCAAAUCCAAAUUGCCCAAUUCUUUUCUCCCCCUGAUUUCCCCAAUUUUUUUUUUUUAGACGGGAGUUUUGCUCUUGUCGCCCAGGAUGAAGUGCAAUGGCGCUCACUGCAACCUCUGCCUCCUAGGUUCCAGCAAUUCUGCCUCAGCCUCCUGAGUAGCUGGGAUUACAGGCACCCACCCCUAUGCCUGGCUAAUUUUUGUAGUUUUUUUUUUUUUUUUUUAGUAGAGAUGGGGUUUCAUCAUGUUGGCUAGGCUGGUCUCAAACUCCUGACCUCAGGUGAUCCGCCCACCUCAGCCCCCCAAGGUGCUGGGACUAUAGGCAUGAGCCACCCCCGCCCCCAAUUUUUUUCUCUGUGUUCCUCCACUGUCUCCACACUUCAAAGUGCUAAAGAAUAGAAUGAGGCUCUUGAAUGAAGGAUGGUGGUGAGAAGGAAAGUGGAUAAUGGGAUUUAAAGUUGUAGUACACACCUCUUUCUAUUUUUUUUUUUUUUUUUCUUUUUUGAGGGAGUCUUGCUUGCUCUGUCACCCGGGCUGGAGUAUAAUCAUGAGAUCUUGGCUCACUGGAACCUCCACUAAGCGAUUCUCCUGCCUCAGCCUCUGGAGUAGCUGGGAUUACAGGUGUGAGCUACCAUUCCCAGCUAAUUUUUUUUUUUUUUAGACAGAGUCUGGCUCUGUUGCCCAGGCUGGAGUGCAGUGGCGCGAUCUUGGCUCACUGCAACCUCAGCCUCCUGGGUUCAAGCAAUUCUGCCUCAGCUUCCUGAGUAGCUGGGACUACAGACGCGUGCCACCAUGCCCAGCUUAUUUUCAUAUUUUUAGUAGAGAUGGGGUUUUGCCAUGUUGGUCAGGCUGGUAUCAAACUCCUGACCUCGUGAUCCACUCACCUCGGCCUCCCAAAGUGCUGGGACUACAGAUGCAUGCCACCGAGGCCGGCUAAUUUUUGUUUGUUUAGUAGAGACGGGGCUUCACCAUGUUGUCCAGGCUGGUCCUGAACUCCAGAUCUCAAGCGAUCUGCCGCAUGCCAUGGCCUCCUAAAGUGCUGGGAUUACAGGCGUGAGUCACUGCGCCUGGCCCCUAUUUUCUUAUUACAACAGACCUUGGGAAGUAUUUUCUUCCCCCAAGAGGUUGAGGCCCGUGGAAUGCAUGGGAGUGAGAUGGGGUGGGUGCUCUGUAGCCUUUAGGACUAAUAGACUCAGGCUUCUGGGCCACCGUCCCAGCAGGUGUAUUCCUCUUUGUUCCAGACUGACUUCCUGUCUCACAAUAUCUUCACUGUUUCCACAGUUGCAGCCAAGACAGGAAACUUUGAAAGCUGAGGCCAGAAGGGUGGUGUACCAGGGGAGGAGAAAAUCAAGUGUCACUUUGGAAAACUGGGGCCCCCACCUAAGGAUUGCUGCCUCUGUAGAUUCAAAAGCAAUAAAACAGCAGCUCAUUAACUCUUA
Molecule: messenger RNA, 9343 nt
Organism: Callithrix jacchus (white-tufted-ear marmoset)
Lineage: Eukaryota; Metazoa; Chordata; Mammalia; Primates; Cebidae
Source: RefSeq, a predicted model, not a curated record